This is a messenger RNA of Morone saxatilis (striped sea-bass), 1053 nucleotides long. It is a transcript of the gene opn1sw2, whose product is annotated as opsin 1 (cone pigments), short-wave-sensitive 2. Gene Ontology annotation, biological process: G protein-coupled receptor signaling pathway; visual perception; phototransduction. The record is from RefSeq and is a predicted model, not a curated record. Gene Ontology annotation, cellular component: photoreceptor outer segment; membrane. The coding region runs from base 1 to 1053 and encodes 350 amino acids. Lineage: Eukaryota; Metazoa; Chordata; Actinopteri; Moronidae. The transcript has 5 exons. Gene Ontology annotation, molecular function: G protein-coupled receptor activity.
AUGAAGCACAGCCGUAAUAUUGAGCUUCCAGAGGAUUUCUGGAUCCCCAUCACUCUGGAUACGGACAACAUCACGGCUCUCAGCCCCUUCCUAGUACCACAGGACCAUCUAGCAGGCGCCAGCACCUACUAUUCAAUGGCCUUAUACAUGCUUUUUAUAUUUACUGUGGGCACCCCCAUUAACGUCCUCACCAUUGCAUGCACCGUCCAAUACAAGAAGCUCCGGUCCCACCUCAACUACAUCCUGGUGAAUUUGGCUGUGGCAAACCUUCUUGUGUCUGUUGUGGGAUCCUUCACCUCCUGCUGCAACUUUAUAUCCAGAUAUUUCAUCUUUGGACCGAUGUCAUGCAAGAUCGAAGGUUUUAUGGUUACGCUUGGUGGUAUGGUAAGUCUGUGGUCUCUAGCUGUGAUAGCUUUCGAAAGAUGGCUGGUGAUCUGCAAGCCACUUGGUAACUUUAUUUUCAAGCCUGACCAUGCUUUAGCUUGCUGUGCAUUCACCUGGGUGUUUGCACUGUUGGCCUCAGCUCCUCCACUGUUCGGAUGGAGCAGGUAUAUCCCCGAAGGCCUGCAGUGCUCCUGUGGUCCGGACUGGUACACCACAAACAACAAAUACAAUAAUGAAUCCUAUGUGAUGUUCCUUUUCGGCUUCUGCUUUGCUGUUCCCUUAGCCACCAUUAUCUUCUGCUACUCCCAGCUCCUCAUUACACUAAAAAUGGCAGCAAAGGCCCAAGCUGAGUCUGCCUCCACCCAGAAGGCAGAGAAGGAGGUGACCAGGAUGGUGGUCAUCAUGGUGCUGGGCUUCCUGGUGUGCUGGAUGCCUUACACCACUUUUGCCCUUUGGGUUGUCAACAAUCGUCGGCAACCGUUCGACCUAAGACUGGCGACAAUACCCUCCUGUCUGUCUAAAGCCUCCACAGUCUACAACCCUGUUAUCUACAUCUUCCUUAAUAAACAGUUCCGGUCAUGUCUAAAGACGAUGCUGGGGAUGAGUGGAGACGAUGACGAGUCCUCAGCAAGCCAAGUCACUGAAGUCUCAAAAGUCGGACCUUCUUAG